ACUUCACAACGCAAGCGUCACUUCCGCCACCUCCGAUACCGAUGUUCCCAUGGGCGAGCCGAGCCAGAGCAACAGCAGCGGCCCCCUAUUAUAGGGAUUACAGGUCAUGCAAGUACUCGAAGCACAAAUUACAGCCCCUUUGAAACGCCCCUUGUCCACCCCAACAGACGAAAGGUUCGGCGACGAUAUUACGCAGCCGGCGGCAGAGAUGCCGUCUCUGCGCAAGUCGAACGAUUGGGAGGAGCCUCAUCCUGGCCAGCGUUUUCCGCUUCCUACGGCGGGGACCGCAGACCAAGGUGUUGGCAGGCUAGACUGUAAUGGAAGCCAAGAGGCUGGUAUGGCCGCAAAAAACUAUACACCAUAUCCUGAUCGAGGAGCUGGGCCGAGACGACUUUCGCGCCCUAAAAUGCGGUCUUCGUCGUUUAAGCCGAUGAAGCCCUUGAGGAUUCCCAGCAGCUUCCCACGCGAGCUGGGGACGAGGAAGACAACAAUUCAAUACGCUCGUACAUCACGCUCGGCAACCGAGGCGCCAGGCGCCAACAAGGCUCCGAAGCCCCUGAAUGUCGACGUCGGUUUUGACAAAGAGCAUGUGGAAAACGGCCUUGACAUGCUGCAUAGCGAAAACGCCGAAAAUACCCCCCCGUCGGAGUCGCCUUCGCCACGACUUUCCAUGACGGACUUCUCCAAUCACCUAAAUUUUACUUUUUCUUCGGACAGUUUCGGCUCUGACUCGGUCAAGUUUCUCAGUUCUCAGGUCACGGAGGGGAUUGUGCCCGAUGACGAUCCCUACGGCUGGGAAGCGGAACUAGGACGGAAGCUUGAAGUUGGCGGGAACGAUUGCUCGAGCUAUCAAUUCCGACGUGCUGGAGGCGCCAAGCGCAGCCUCCUACAUCGUGUUUUUAGCCUGGGACCCCGCGACCUGACACGGCCGGCGACUCCUUGACCGCUCCAAUACCCCAUUAUCUUUCUAUCGGAUUUUCUUUUU
Molecule: messenger RNA, 985 nt
Organism: Lasiosphaeria miniovina
Lineage: Eukaryota; Fungi; Ascomycota; Sordariomycetes; Sordariales; Lasiosphaeriaceae
Exons: 1
Coding region: 107-943 (278 amino acids)
Source: RefSeq, a predicted model, not a curated record